Messenger RNA from Gasterosteus aculeatus aculeatus (three-spined stickleback), 1226 nucleotides. NCBI's taxonomy places the organism in Eukaryota, Metazoa, Chordata, Actinopteri, Perciformes, Gasterosteidae. The record is from RefSeq and is a predicted model, not a curated record.
UGUGUUUAGUGCUGUUACAGCUGAUUCUGUAAUUUUAUGCUUGUGGGCCUUCUGUUGUUACAUUAUUCUCUGAUAAUAAUGAUCAGAUGAAUAAUAAAGUAAAGUACGAACUGCUUUCAAUUUUUAUUGUAACAUUUGACCAAUAACAAUAUAUAUUAGAAUUAAGCUGAUGCUGAUGUUCUCUUUCAGAGAUGAGGAUUGUAAUGUUGGGAAAAACAGGAGUUGGUAGCAGCGUGGCGAACACCAUAUUAGGAGAGAACGUGUUCCAGAUCGGCGACACUGCCAACUCUGCAACAAGUGAAUGUCGAUCAGAAACCAGAUGUGUUGAUGGAAGAGACGUCACUUUGAUCAACACUCCUGGUUUGUUCGACACGGGUCGACCUGAAGAGGAGCUGAAGGCUGAAAUAGUGAAGUGCUUCACAGAGUUCUCUCCUGGGCCUCAUGCUUUUAUCAUAGUGUUUAAGGUGGACAGAUUCACAGAUCAGGAGCAGGAAGUGAUUAAUAAAAUCAACCAAUUCUUCUCUGAAGAAGCUUUCAAGUAUGCAACAGUCCUCUUUACUCAUGGUGACGACCUCCGGGAAGGACAGACCAUUGAGGAAUAUUUCCACAACAAUCAUCUUAUGAGUGAUCUGAUGGAGAAGUGUGGAGGCCGCUGCCACGUCAUUGAUAACAAAUACUGGAAGAACAACCAGCCGGAUGAUUACAGGAGCAACCAGUUCCAAGUGAAGCAGCUGAUGAAGACCAUCGAUCACAUGAUUGAGGCAAACAAGGGAAGCUGCUACACCAACGAGGUGCUACAAGCUGUGGAGAAACUGAGACAAGCUGUGGAGAAACUGAGACAAGAGGAGGAGGAAAAGAUCAGACAGUCACCAGGAAACAAGACAGACAAGGAGAUCAGAGAGGAGGCUAAGAAGACAGUAUUUAUUACGAUUUUGAUCAAAUUGGCAGAUUUUAAUGACGGUACAUUGUUACCAGCUCUUUUUGGUGUCACCUAUAUGGUUGGAGGAAGCAAAGCAGUUUUUUCACUGCUUGAGAUUCUUUUACGGAGGGAUGAACGAAGUCUGCGAUGCUGCUGAGAAAGCAGACAGACCAAGAAAAGCAAUAAAAAGCUCAGUAGACGCUGUCUUUAAUAAAGCAACCUCUGUCUUUAAAGUUUAGGAAAAAGCAAAUCAUCAAAACUUUAAUCAGCCCUGAUUCUUAGAACGUGUCAUUAAACAUGUCCCACC